Triticum dicoccoides is the source of this 1333-nucleotide messenger RNA. RefSeq names its product 36.4 kDa proline-rich protein-like. The record is from RefSeq and is a predicted model, not a curated record. The transcript has a single exon. Bases 84 to 929 code for a protein of 281 amino acids. NCBI's taxonomy places the organism in Eukaryota, Viridiplantae, Streptophyta, Magnoliopsida, Poales, Poaceae.
ACAGUACUCACAAACCCUAGAAGCACGCAUCACUCCUCCUGUCCACCACCACGCUCGUCCACCACUACCACCAGCUGGCAGCCAUGGCGGCGAGCACGAAGAAGCUCCGUCCGCUCCUGCUCACCCUCCUCCUGCUCCUCACCGCCGCCGUCGCGGCGCCCGCCAUCGACUGCGACUGCGACAAGCCCAAGGCCCCCAAGCCCUCCCACCCGCCCAAGACCAAGCCCCCCACCAAGGACCCCAAGCCGGGACCCAAGGGCCCCACCUACCCGUCGCCGGCGCCCAAGGGCCACCUCCCGCGCCCGCCGGUCGUCGGCCCGCCGAAGGGCCACGUCCCUCGCCCGCCGGUCGUCGGCCCGCCGAAGGGCCACGUGCCCCGGCCGCCGGUCUACGGUCCGCCCAAGGGCCCCAUCACGCGCCCGCCGGUCACCAAGCCACCUGUCGUCGUCGGCCCUCCGGUGACCCACCCCACGCCGCCGGUGAGCGCGCCUCCGGUCACAUACCCAGCGCCACCGGUGACCACCCCUCCGGUCACCUACCCUGCGCCACCGGUGACCGCCCCUCCGGUCACUUACCCUUCACCUCCAGUCACCGCUCCCCCGGUCACGUACCCGACGCCGCCAGUGAACACGCCAUGCCCUCCGCCACCACCGGCGACGCCCGCGGCGCAAACGUGCCCGGUGGACUCGCUGAAGAUCGGCGCGUGCGUGGACCUGCUGGGCGGGCUGGUGCACGUGGGGCUCGGCGACCCGGUGGUGAACAAGUGCUGCCCGCUGCUGGAGGGGCUUGUGGAGCUGGAGGCGGCGGUCUGCCUGUGCACCACCAUCCGGCUCAAGCUGCUCAACAUCAACCUCGUCCUGCCCCUCGCCCUCCAGCUCCUCCUCACCUGCGGCAAGACGCCUCCCACCGGCUACACCUGCUCCAUCUAGUCUUUUUUUUUUUUUUUUGAGAAAACCUGCUCCAUCUAGUCGAGCUAAGCUCGGUGAGUCAGUGCACGUGGAGAUGGUGGAUCAUGGAUGGAUCGACAUGAGAGGAUGUCGAACGUGGUCGUAGUACGUAGCGAGCAAGAAGAAGAGAUUGAUCGAUCAGCUAUGAAGGGAUCGAUGAGUGCGUGUUUGCUUUUCUUCAUUUCUUGUGGUUUCCUUUAUCUGUUUGGUUAGGUCUGCGUGCUCUGGUUUGAUCGGUGCAAGAGGUGAUAAUCGGUGUGUGUACUGAUUACUUAAUUGUGUGGUCACAGCCAGUCCUGGUCACAGCUGAUGGCCAAUUGGUUAAGCUUGCAAACACCAGUAGUAACAUUCCAUGGCAUGAAUAAUUCACAGAGCUGUUCAAUCCA